CGGCCAGUCGUCACUAUGGCACCGGAUCCUUGGUUGGCCACCUACGAUGAUACAUACCAGCUGGCACAGGAGAUUGCCGAAAAACUGCACGAGCGGAACCGGUACCUGCGGAAUGGAGAAAACCCAGUGAAGAUUAAUGUUGCUCUCAGGUCCCUGAUGCAGAAUCUCAGUGGGAAGAUCGGGCAGUUGAAGGAAUCGUUGCUCCGGUCGGUAUCCACUCGCCAAAUAACUCAGCUGGAAGGGGAUCGGAGGCAGAAUCUAGUGGACGAGCUGCUGACUAAAGAGAGGCAACUGCAGACGUCGUUUCAGAGGGAAGGGGCGGAGCCUGACUUGGUGAGGUCGAGUCUCAUGGCCGGCGGGGCAAGAAGCUCAUCUCGCAAUAACCCCUGGGUGUUGGAGGAGCCGGAGGAGACCCGAGGCUUCACCUUCCAGGAGAUAAAGCAACAGCAGCAUCAGAUCAUAAGAGAACAAGAUGCCGGCUUGGACGCCCUCUCCUCUAUCCUUGCCCGACAGAAACAGAUGGGCCAGGACAUUGGCAACGAGCUGGACGAACAGAACGAAAUCAUCGAUGACGUGAGCGCCUUGGUGGACACGACCGACUCCAAGAUCCGCAACCAAACCCGACACAUCAAACUGGUGGAUGGGAAAUCCGGCUCCUGCGCUAUGAUGGUGGUGAUCGUCCUCCUCCUCGUCGCUAUUGUCGUGGUCGCUGUUUGGCCAACGCACUGACGCCGCCCGAUGCCCAUUCUGCCCUUGGCCCUGAUUGGCCGGUGCUACUGAAAGGGGCAAGUUCUCUGCCCGGCCAACCGCUCUCAGGGCUGCUGUUCCUAUUACUGCCCCCCGGGCACAGAACCCACCAACGGACUCUAGAACAUUCCAACUGGACCCGAGGGUUCUAGACUCAUUGCUGGGUCUGUAUGGGAACCCAGUAAAUACCAAUGGGCCGGAACUGAGCCGGCGGCACCUCUGUACCUGGGGGGUCGGGGGGAGACUGACUGACGGCACCGGGGGGCUCAUUUAUUUGGGGGGGCGGGGCAUUUCCGCUCAGAUUGUCUCUCAUUUUGUCAUGUUUUUCUUCUAGAAAUUAGCAAUAAAAUUUGCCAGAUUUUUCCCUGA
Xenopus tropicalis (tropical clawed frog) is the source of this 1116-nucleotide messenger RNA. RefSeq names its product syntaxin 8 (gene stx8). Gene Ontology annotation, cellular component: late endosome; membrane. The record is from RefSeq and is marked provisional. Lineage: Eukaryota; Metazoa; Chordata; Amphibia; Anura; Pipidae.